Molecule: messenger RNA, 405 nt
Organism: Zasmidium cellare ATCC 36951
Lineage: Eukaryota; Fungi; Ascomycota; Dothideomycetes; Mycosphaerellales; Mycosphaerellaceae
Exons: 1
Coding region: 1-405 (134 amino acids)
Source: RefSeq, a predicted model, not a curated record
AUGCCAAAGGCGAAGGAGCUUGCAGACAGACUCAGGACCAUCUUGUAUACUCAACUGAAGGUAGUUGGCGUCACGGGCUCUACCACGCAGGACAACCAGCUUUUCUGGCACAUUGCUUCCGCUGGCCUCACAUCUUGCUUUAUGGCGGCUCUGACAGUUAAGGGUCUCCUCGAAGCCAUGCCAGUGGAGGUGGAGUUCAAAUGGAUCUCCGCAGGCAUGCCUUAUGUGGGGACAGACAUGGACCGUCAACCUGGCAGUCCGUCUCUGAACGAUCCGGGAACGACAGCAACAGUUGCUAGGGCUGUGACACCAUCUCUCAGAUACAGAGAUCCGGAGGUCAACUCAAGUUCUGGAUGGAUUUGGGUGACGAAGGCUAAGGGUAUCUUACUGAGGACUACUGGUUGA